Glossina fuscipes is the source of this 1311-nucleotide messenger RNA. RefSeq names its product phosphotriesterase-related protein. The transcript has 5 exons. The record is from RefSeq and is a predicted model, not a curated record. Lineage: Eukaryota; Metazoa; Arthropoda; Insecta; Diptera; Glossinidae. Gene Ontology annotation, biological process: catabolic process. Gene Ontology annotation, molecular function: zinc ion binding; hydrolase activity, acting on ester bonds. Bases 92 to 1147 code for a protein of 351 amino acids.
CCACUCGCACAGUCUAAUUCAGUUUUAUUUUUGUCAUCGCACGUUUAGUUGUGUAUUUCAAACAAACAUUAUUAAAGCAUUUUAUCAAAUUAUGCCAGUCAUUCAAACAGUUUUAGAUAGAAUUGAACCUAAUUUACUGGGAAGAACUCUUACUCAUGAACAUGUAGCUUUGGAUUUUGCACAUUUUUACUGUUCGCCACCGGACGAUUUUCGAUCCUUCUUAGAUGAAAAAUUACAUUUAGCGAAUUUGGGAUUUAUACGGCAGUACCCGUACUCAUCGUUAGAUAAUUUAUGUUUAAACGAUGAUGCAACUCGCGCAGCUGUUAUUAAAGAUCUGGAAUUGUAUAGAAGACUAGGCGGUAGCUCGAUUGUAGAAAAUACAUCGCACGGUCUGAAGCGAAAUCUGAAAUUCAUGGUUGAAGUAUCUGAGAAGACAGGCGUGAAUGUUAUCGCUGGGACAGGUCAUUACAUAUACGAGUUACAAAAUAGUGGUCACAUGAAUAUGUCUGUUGAACAAAUGGCUGAUCUAUAUUCGAAAGAGAUAACAACUGGCGUCGAAGUUGAUGGGAUUGGCAUGGUAAAAUGCGGUUUUAUUGGGGAAGUAGGCAGCGUAUAUCCUAUACGUGAUUUUGAGAAACGUGCUAUUAAAGCAACCGCUGAAAUUCAAGAGCUGCUCGGCUGUGGUGUCUCGUUUCAUCCAGGUCGCAAUGCUGCGGCGCCUUUCGAAAUAAUACGGUUAUAUUUAGAAGCUGGCGGUAAAGCUAGUAAAUGCGUUAUGUCUCAUUUGGAUCGUACCAUUUUCAAUUUCGAUCAGUUAUUAGAAUUUGCUAAAUUCGGUUGUUAUAUUCAAUAUGAUUUAUUUGGCACGGAAUGCUCUUACUACCAAUUAAACUCCGCUCUAGACAUGCCGUCUGAUGGCCAUCGCAUAAACUAUUUUAUGAAACUGAUUGAUGAGGGUUUGCUUGAACGACUACUCAUGUCGCAUGAUGUACACACAAAACAUCGUCUGACUUCCUUUGGCGGUCAUGGUUAUCAUCAUGUCCAUAUGAACGUAUUACCCCGUAUGUUCGCGAAAGGCUUAACUCCUGAUCAAGCCGAACAAAUCACUGUCGUUAAUCCAACUAACUGGUUACAGCUUAAUAUUUAAAAUUUUCAUGUGUUUAGCAUGUAGCACUCCAUGCUUUGAGGACUUCAAUUAAAAUUAACAAAUAGAUGUAAAAUUGAAAAUUGAUUGUCUUAUGCCAGAUUUUCGAACAUAGGAAAUUCCGUGAGGAUUUUCCAAUAAAAAUCCAUUAAAACGUAUCUUUUUGA